Messenger RNA from Patiria miniata (bat star), 1908 nucleotides. RefSeq lists its product as uncharacterized. Lineage: Eukaryota; Metazoa; Echinodermata; Asteroidea; Valvatida; Asterinidae. The coding region runs from base 173 to 823 and encodes 216 amino acids. The transcript has 3 exons. The record is from RefSeq and is a predicted model, not a curated record.
GAUGAGCCAAUUCCACACAAUCACCAUUGUUGCGUUACUGUGGAAACUGUAUGACGACAAGAGGCUAUUUUGCAGACAUUAGGCUCAUUGUAUCAGGGAGUGGUGCUGUUCCCGUCUUGACACGGAUUCCAAAGUAAGGAACUGCUGGCUGGAAAAAAAAACCCCGCGUAAAAUGUUGGAGUUAGUUUUAGCUCUUGGGUUUGUUAGUUCCCUCCCUUUGCUACCCGUGCGAGGGAAGAUGUGUAGCGCUAUGAUCAAGGCUGCACCCGGUGAUGAUCUGACCACGCUUCGUGACAAGGCUUUGGCGGCUUUCAGAACCGAAUGCCGAGGUAAACAACGCAAUCUCGACGACAUCAAAUCUUGCUCAUUCACAACGGACCCGUCCACGCCUCCAAUUGCCACGUUCAUCUUGCAGCCGAUGAGGGCGCCUUUCCGGUUGGACUUGGACGUAAAAACCCCACGCAGUGCCAAUGUAGUCUUGGCGGAGGAAAAGACAGAAGUAUCCGUCUUUGCCUGGAUAACCUUAGGUGGCUGGAGCGGAAAAAGGUCGGUCAUCCGAGCCUGUUUCGGUUGUCAAGAGUUGUUGGAUGGGCGUUCAGUGGACAACGAGGAAGGUAUCGUCAGUGGCACUGAAAGUCGCCCCUUCUGGAUCGAGUACAAACACGGCGUGGUGACCGUCGGCAAAGGAAGACAGGAGGAGGCUUUCUUGGAGUGGGACGCCGCUGCGUAUCAUCAUCGCAACAUAUCAACACCGGUAUACGUUGGUAUAAGUUCGUGGAAAGGGGAAUCUGUGGACUGGGUGUUCCACCAUUUCUGUGCCUAAGAAAACAAAAGCAACGUGUGCAUGAGAAUGCUUUAAUAAUGAGGUUCAAAAAGUAUGACAUUUUACAAAAUAUAUUUCAAUAUAGAUUGUAGAAAAUGUUAUUUUAAGUUAAGCACCCACAAAUUCAAUCUGUUUGUAGGCCUAUGGCGCCCUCAUUCGUUCAUCACAUGGCCUCAUAGACCUUUCUUUUGUUUGUAAACAUUGACACCAUUUUAUAUGGGCUGCCGGAAGCGCAUGAAUUGAAGCCAGGGUUGACCAUUACUUUUUGCUAGAAAACGUCCUCAUAAGGCCUUCAAUAGUCAAAAGGCAUGUGUAGAAAUGAUGUAUGUUUGUUGUAUUUCAAAUUCUCAAAUAAUAUUUGGGUUGUCUGUAAUAACUCUUCUUCAUUUUUGCAGUGUUGGCCUUCCAUUGUUUUGCAACCCAUGCAGCUUGCCAACCAAGCGUAGAAAGGUAUAUAGACGACUGAAAACGUCACAGAUUUUUUUUUCUCACACGUGUGCUUAUGGGAGCCAAGUGUGAAAGUACAUAAAUUGGACGUGGGGUAUAUCGUUGUGCAAUAAGAGCUCGAUUGUUUUCCAUUCAUGCCUAAAGUAUCAACAAGUCUUUGCAAACGUUGCACUUUUGUCACUUUGGUAGUUAUAAAGCAUGUUCUAUGAACUAUCGUCGAGUAAGUGUAAAUUAUCAUUCUGCCCGUUCAGUUGAAAAAAGCAUUUCUAUUGAGCGCAGUAAGUCGGAGUCCUUUCAAUACAAGGAGCAGACAUAAUAUUUGCAGAACUGUCCCUCAAAAAUAACAUCCGUCAUUAAAAUCGCUGGGAGUAAAACAAUAUAAAGAGAAAUGUAGGAUGAAAAUGUAGGAUGGCCUUUUUUUAUCCAACUGGUCGUUAAAAAUGCUUUGAAAAAUAUAAAUGACAUCUGCUUAUUUACAGUAUAACGCUAUUCAGGGAGCAAAAAACUGGAUUACUAAAGGGGAGCUGAACGUGUAUUUUGUUCUUUUGCUUGACUAUAUUGCAAUCAUAUUUAAAUCAAAAAUGACCUAUGGUGGUGAGCGAUAAGAACCAAACAAAUUAUUGAUAUUUAUCACUUAG